Molecule: messenger RNA, 1961 nt
Organism: Durotheca rogersii
Lineage: Eukaryota; Fungi; Ascomycota; Sordariomycetes; Xylariales; Xylariaceae
Product: dimethylallyl tryptophan synthase GliD1
Exons: 3
Coding region: 263-1642 (459 amino acids)
Biological process (GO): alkaloid metabolic process
Molecular function (GO): prenyltransferase activity
Source: RefSeq, a predicted model, not a curated record
ACCAGCCGCUGUCCGGUCACCGAGACUCGAAGGAAUUCGCUUUCCCGUGCCGUUCGGCGUUGGAAGCCCGACUGGAUCCCACGAAAUAUGGCUGGGCCCUUUUUCGCGAGGGCCGCGCAGGUUAGCACUGCAUAUACAUAGGUGUGCAGCGCGUACAACGUCAAUUAUAAAAAAAACCACCAGAUACCGAAUCCCUAUCCAGAGCGCAACUCCUCACACACAAGUACCAAGCGGACUGAUUUAAUUCGAAGAGUACAUCGUUAUGGGUUCUAUAGCGUAUCCAAAGUCGACGGGGUCGACCACCCCGGCGUGGGAGACCUUGUCUCAAAUACUGCCUCGUCGCGAUGCCGCUAAGAAUUACUGGUGGGAUCUAACCGGCCUACACCUGGCCAUCUUGGUGCACGAGGCCGGCUAUUCGCUAGCUAAGCAGUACGAAGCGCUUCUGUUUCACUACCACUGGACCGUCCCGUAUUUUGGGCCAGGACCAGGACCGAAAGGCGGCCCGGCUGUGUGGACGUCCCUCCUGGGCCCAGAUGGCUCACCCAUAGAAUAUUCGUGGAAGUGGAACGGGGCCAAGGGCGGCCACCCUGCGAUACGCUACAGUAUCGAACCCAUCAGUGAGGCGGCGGGUUCAACCGUAGAUCCUCUGAACCAACAAGCAGCAACGGAGAUGAUCCAUCGACUAGCGGCGCAGGUUCCCGGAGUCGACCUUAAAUGGACCGAUCACUUCUUAGCCACUCUGUUCGACCACGACAAGUCCAAGUAUGCACAGGAGGCUGCCGAGGGCGCUCAUUACACCACGACCUUCAUGCUAGCCGCCGAGUUCGACGAUUCCGGCCUUUCGUUUAAGUCUUAUUUCAUCCCCCGCAAACUCGGCCAGCCCAAGGGCUUGAUACCUUUGCCUCUAUGGAAGGAGUCGCUAGCCCAGCUUCAACCCAAGAAUAACGCCCGCGACCUCGUUUACGACUUCGUCGAGACGAGCGCAGAAGGCAAAAAGCUAGUUCCUAUGAUCCUGGCCGUCGACACGGUCGACACUUCCAAGUCGCGGCUGAAGUUCUACUUCCAGACGGCGAGCACGAGCUUCGCGUCGGCCCGCGAGAUCAUGACGGCGGGCGGGCGCGUGCCGCUGUCGGCGGCGCAGCUGGAGGAGCUCCGGAGCCUGAUCGGGGCGGUGACGGGCACGCCGGACGACUUCCCAGAGGAUGCGCACGUGGAGCGGACGCGCAACUACAACCCGGCGGCGGUGGACAACUUCGUCGAGCUACCGGAGCUGCUGUCGGGCUACAUCUACUACUUCGACAUGGCGCCGACCAGCGCGCGGCCCGACGUCAAGCUGUACGUGCCCACGCGCCACGUCGGGCCCGACGACCUCAGCGUCGCCCGCGCCCUGAUCGCCUGGCUGGAGAAGCGCGGCCGCGCCGCCUACGGCCAGCAGUACAUGAACAUGCUCGAGGGCAUGGCCGCCCACCGCCGCCUCGACCAGGGCAAGGGCCUCCAGACCUACAUCGGCAUCAUGUUCAAGAAGAAUGGAGACCUCGACGUCACGUCCUACCUCGGCGCCGAGGCCUUUGACCCCAUGCGCGUCGCGAGCGCGAUAAGGGGUCCGGCGAGGCCGCCCAGGUAUUCACCAGGCUUCGAUUAAGGGUUGGGAAUCCGGUGGAAAGUGUCAAAGCUGAUGUAUAUGUAUAUGUUGAACAGAGACUCCCUGUCAAAAUAUCGCGCGAGGGCCGCAGGUUAACUCUCGUGCUGUUCUCUGGGUCUCCCAAGCGGUAGUCGCAGUUAGGAGCAGUCCUCGCUUCAAUGACUUCAUUUACAAGUUAUUGGUUCUUAACUAGGCGUGGGGGUUAACCUUCUCGUGAUUAACGACAAAUAGAACUUCUGCCGUUCAAGCAUCUCGGCGAUAUCACAGUUAUUAAGCGAACCGAGAGACAUUUAGGCACCCUGAGAGGGGGUAGUAGGCG